This is a messenger RNA of Parnassius apollo (apollo), 2454 nucleotides long. NCBI's taxonomy places the organism in Eukaryota, Metazoa, Arthropoda, Insecta, Lepidoptera, Papilionidae. The record is from the annotation of a GenBank genome assembly.
AUGAGCAUGGAUGCUGUUAAGAAAAAGAAACGCAGACUUAAUCUUCUGAACUCACCAACAUCAUUAAAGAUCGCAAAAUCAAAUAGGGAAAUAUCGGAAAAUGUUAUAGACUUAUGCAGUGAUGAUGAAAAUUCGGAAUUUUCACCGGAAAAAAAGCCUAAGAACAAUAAUAGUAAUACUUCACCAGGGCAGUCUAUAAGUACAAUUUUAUACUCUCCUACAACUCCUAAAAAAGAACCGCGCCCUGGAUCAACCCCAAAUAGUAAUAAGUUCCGCAGUCCUAGGUCAAACAAGUUUUUUUCGCCAACUAAAAACCGUAGAAUAACUUCUCCUCAAAAGGCAAAGAGAAGUUUAAAUAAUUCUUUAUUUUCGUACAAUGAGCCAAUGAUUCUUGAUAGAUCUUUUUCCGAAAUUUGCGAAGGUUUUGAUGAUAAGACUAUUUUUCUCUUAAAAAUUGUUCACAAAUAUCUUCAAGAUCACUCUCUUAGACGCCUGUUACCAGAAACUACAGAUAAUCUUCUAUCUAAAUGUGUGAAUGUUGUAAAACCGGGCAUGCGAUUGGUCUGCAGGCUGUACUGGCGCCGGAAAGGCUGGUAUAGAAAGAAUGAAAUAAAAAAAAUUGCUAGUGACAAUACCAAUAACAUAGAUGACCCAAGUUUGGAAUUAAUGACUAGAUCACUAGAGCAAAUUGGCUUAGUAGAAUCAUCUGUAUUUAGCGAUAACAACAAUAAAAUGACCUUCGAUGAUUUUUUUGAAUUAUUGAAACUUGAAGAAUUAAAAGAAAUAUGCAAGGAAUUAAAAUUAAAAGUCCAGACCAAAAUAGAUGCAAUUAGAUCUUUGAAAAAUUUCAGCUCUCGCACAUUGAACAUAAGCAGUUAUUUUAUGGGUCCUAAGAGUAAUAACGCAGAUAGAGUAUUAAAGAUGUUGGAACUUAAAACUGGAUCAUGCUAUAGAUUAACUGAGGCGGCACAUACAACCUUUACUAAGCUAUACCAUCUAAUGUACUUGGGAAUAGAUUAUGGUUUGAUAAGAGAAAACAGAUUAGAAUUAUUAUUGAUAAAUGACAAAGCAAAAAAAGAAACCUACCCAAUUGAUAAGGAUAUGCGCUUGGACAAUGCAAGUGUUAUUUUUAAUACAAGAGAUGAAUUUGAAAGGUACAUCAACGCAUACACAAUAUUUGAAAACUGGGAGGCAGCAAAAACGUUAAAUGAAAAGCUGGAAAUAACUUCUAAAGUUUAUUACCUAUACAAAAAAAUCAGUGAAGAAGAGAUGAAACACCCAACAUUACCUCUCACAAGUUCAAGUUACAAAUCAUUGCCCACAUGGCUGCGAAAGUAUACUUCAGCUUAUAAAUAUAUAAGAAUAUUAGAGAGCAGUAUUCAGGAAUUGAAAAAAUCAAAAACUGAAAUUCAUGAUAAGCUAGCGCUAGACAUUCUUAGCAUGUUAAUAUCACAGUCUGCAUUUAGACAGCACAAAAAGGCCGAGUGGUAUACAGAAAAGGCGCUGAUUUUACACAAGCGAAUGAAUUCUUAUAAUGAGGCUGCUGAGAUAUUAAUAGAAGGAUUCAAAUCUGAUAUGUCUGAAGAAUCCAAAGAUGCUAUGCGUCCUCGUGCGCUUAUAAUAGCGACACAGAAAACGACAUGUAAUGAAAUUGCUCGGCAUCUUAGGGAUGAGUUGUUACUAUAUGUAACCAAAGACUCAAUAUCAGAGAAAGAUUUCAAAGCUAAGCACAUUUAUAAGCACCCUAUGGAGAAUUUUUACAACAGAGGAAAAAUCAAAUUUGAAACAUUGACCUCCAAAGGAGAACGGGUAGUGGCGGAAGCGGAGGAGUUCUGUAUUACAGAGUACAUUAACAGUGGACAGUACACAAAUGGUGGCCAUUGGGAAGGCAGAAUUAUAACAACAAUUUUCUUUCUUCUUUUCUGGGACAUAAUAUAUAUGAGACUUCCAGGCAUCCGUGGCAUUUUUCUCACAUACUAUCAGAUGUUUCCACUAGACUUGUUCACCGAAAGCUUUUAUGUAAAUAGAAAAACAUUAAUAGACGAGAGGUUGGCAACGAUACAGAAUUCUGAAAAUAAUAACCUCUUGAAGAAAAUGCAAGAGACCUGGGACACCCGACCAGAAUCCGAGCUAUCGGGAAUAAACCGGAUUAUUGGCUGGGACAAUGUUAGUGCUGUUUGCUCCUGUCUCAGUCCGAUCGCAAUAGCAGCCAUUUGUCGACGUCUGGCUCUUGACUAUCGUUAUACUCAUAGUGGCUUUCCUGAUCUCACACUGUGGAACAUGCACACCAAGCAGAUUAAAUUCGUCGAGGUGAAAACUGAUUCGGACAAGCCCUCAAUAAAGCAAAGACAGUGGCUUCAUUACUUGCGAGGCUGCGGCGUCGAUGUGGAAUUUUGCUACGUCGGCGUUAACACCACGCGGUGCAGGGCCAGAGCGGGAGAUAACGACGACUAA